This is a messenger RNA of Ictalurus punctatus (channel catfish), 2309 nucleotides long. RefSeq names its product very-long-chain (3R)-3-hydroxyacyl-CoA dehydratase. Gene Ontology annotation, cellular component: endoplasmic reticulum membrane. Gene Ontology annotation, biological process: very long-chain fatty acid biosynthetic process; sphingolipid biosynthetic process; fatty acid elongation. Bases 847 to 1500 code for a protein of 217 amino acids. The transcript has 8 exons. Gene Ontology annotation, molecular function: 3-hydroxyacyl-CoA dehydratase activity. Lineage: Eukaryota; Metazoa; Chordata; Actinopteri; Siluriformes; Ictaluridae. The record is from RefSeq and is a predicted model, not a curated record.
AGGAGUCACACAAGAAACAUCUCUUAUUUCCACCACUGUGUAGGUGAUGUGAUGGGCAGGUGUCCGCAAACUUUUGGCCAUAUCAGCGUAUUAGUGAGGUAAACUGUUACUGCACAGUUGCACUGAAAUAGAAGUAUAAACAAAAAAAACAAUCUGGUAAAGCUGCUGAUUGUUAAAUGCGGUGUAGGCCAAAGGAACACCUUCAGCCCGUGUCCGUGUUGACGUGAACGAGCGUACGUACAAUACCAACUUCACGUACUGUGAAGGCUGAACAGCAAACAUCUGGUUAUUCAGAUGAUCACGCGAUUAGUGUGAAGCGACAAUAACAGUGUAUAAGCCGUGUCACCAAACACAGCCCUGGAGAGACAAACAGAUACCACACAGUUAUAUAGUGACCUGAAGGGGGUGCUAAUGGACUGUCUUUGAUGACGACACAGAUAGAUAGAUAGAUAGAUCUAGAGAGAUAGAGAGAGAGAGAGAGCGCGCGCGGGAGAGAGGGAGAGAGAGAGAGGGAGAUGAAAUAUGAGCACAAUGUAUCAGCUGGUAUGAAUAAUGAGCUGCAUACGAGGAUAAACACGAGGUUUGACUUCCUACACUGCAGCGGAGUCUCCGCCCACAAACACACGCACACACACACACACACCCACGCGCGCGCCCACACACGCACACACACCUCAGCAGCACAAUACUCUCGCCUGUUUUUGGUAACAGUGUUACAGAACGCAGUAAAGACGCCUCGCGCUCUGUGACCAUGUUUGCGGAAGUAGAUCAGAGUGUGUAGCAGGGAUGUAGCAUCGUCCUGUUCCAUUUGAUCUCCAAAACAAAGUCUGAAAUGGAUCAGAAGCAAUGCUGGACGCUCUGAGAAGACACUACCUGUUCAUGUACAACCUGCUUCAGUUCCUGGGCUUCUCCUGGACCUUCAGCCUCCUGACAGCCAACCUCAUCCUGCAUGGUCAAGGUGCUUUGUACGAUGCGUUUAGCUCCUGUGCCGCUGUGCUCUACGGCUGUCAGAUGUUGGCGGUACUGGAGGUGAUUAACGCAGCAGUCGGUCUUGUUAAGACUCCCGUCUUCCCCGCCAUGAUACAGGUGAUGGGGAGGAACGUCGUACUGUUUGUGGUUUUCGGCAGUUUGCCAGAGAUGCAGGAGCGCAGUGUGGUGUUCUGGGUUUUUUACCUGUGGAGCAUCUCUGAGGUCUUCAGGCUUGCGUUUCCCGUGCUGAGUCUCGAUGCCAAGUUCGUGAUGCUGAUCUGGCUCCGCCAUGCGCUGCUGUAUCCUCUCACCACUCUGACAGAAGCUGUUGCCGUGCUCCAGUCUCUCCCGCUGUUUGACCAGACCAGACUCUUCAGCGUACCUCUCCCCGAGACCGUGGGCUUCUCGGUCAGUUUCUCCUUCUCGCUCCGGCUCUACCUUCUCCUCAUGUUUGUUGGAUUUUUCAUAAACAUUAGACAUCUGGUGAGCCCGACCGGAAGAUCCUUUCGGCUGAAACCGCACACUGACUGAUAAGUUUACAUGGCAAAAAGGAUGUUUCAGAGCUUUUUUUUAACCCCUCAGAGCACAUAAAUUGGUAUCACUGUGUACAAGACUUGUACUCAGGUAGGAGGCGUGGCUCAACAUUUAAAGGCACAGCUGUACGGUAUUAAAGGAUUUAUUUUAAUUUGAUUUGUAUGUGUGUGUGUGUAUAGAUAUAUAUACAUGUAUUUUAAAAUGUAUUUAUUCUGCUAUUUAUACUUUUCACAUUAUAUUAUUAUUAUUAUUAUUAUACUUUUCACAUUUCGUCAAAAUCAGCUUAGUACAAUAGUAGAAACGUGUCAAGAACGUCUGACUCUAAUGUCUUCCGCGUCCAGCACACAGUUUUUUUCCUGGUAGUGAGACAGCAGUCUUUUCCACAGCUCGCUGCACUUCAAUAAGUGACGAUUACCUGCAAAAUAUAAACACGUUCUCCAUUUAUAAUUAGCUCUAGUUUUUAACAUCAAAGGUUUCGAAAAGUGUGGAGAAUUUGGGAUGUAUUCACUUUGACAUUGACGGACGCUGUGGGGCGACAUGCCGGAACAGUAACUCUGUCUCUUGUGUGGUUUUAAUAUUAUAUAUCUGCAUCUAAUUAUCAAUUACCUUGUACAUUUCCCUCGGGAUGUUAAGUGAUACGUCUUUCUCUCUCUCUCUCUCUCUCUCUCUCUCUCUCUCUCUCUCUCUCUCUCUCUCUUUCGCUCUCUAUCUAUCCAUCUAUUUAAUUCAUCAUUUAUUACCGAAUGGACUUCCUUCAUUAAUUUUUUUCCAAAACGCUUUUUGAAUAAAGUUCUCUUUUAAUGCUC